AUGGAUAAAGCAAUGCAACAAGCCGCACAAAGAGCGGCACACUUGACGCUGACAAGAUCACGAUUGGUAGCCCUUGGCCAACUACCAGGCCCACCUCUAGAACCUCCAAGACGAAACCGUGCAACAGGAGACGAUGACGUGGAUGGGGAACCAAUUCAGGACAACAAGUUAGAAGGCCUAAUCGACGACGCAGCCGGUAUCUUACAAGGACCACUCAUUGGGUCAGACGCCGCCGCCAAGACUUCCUGGGCUCCCCCAGUGCAAAAGGGGAAAGGGAAAGCGGUGGACAACACCAGCCCUACGCCAUCUUGGGCAAAAUCACCAGAGAUUACCCCCUACCCAGGUAAGCGUCAACAGUAA
Molecule: messenger RNA, 360 nt
Organism: Melampsora larici-populina 98AG31
Lineage: Eukaryota; Fungi; Basidiomycota; Pucciniomycetes; Pucciniales; Melampsoraceae
Exons: 1
Coding region: 1-360 (119 amino acids)
Source: RefSeq, a predicted model, not a curated record